Messenger RNA from Plasmodium gonderi, 2250 nucleotides. RefSeq lists its product as hypothetical. The transcript has a single exon. The record is from RefSeq and is a predicted model, not a curated record. Gene Ontology annotation, biological process: cell division. Gene Ontology annotation, molecular function: protein binding. Lineage: Eukaryota; Apicomplexa; Aconoidasida; Haemosporida; Plasmodiidae. Bases 1 to 2250 code for a protein of 749 amino acids.
AUGAAUGAAGAAGAAGAUUUUUCUUGCUACUUUAACUUCUUAGUAUGUGGUCUUCAUUUGUCUAAAAAGUAUAACCUAAAAUUUCAAAGAAGAUUAUAUGAAGACCUUUUAGAUAUGCACUACUAUAAAGGAAGGGUAAAAAAUUUUGUAUUCCCUGAAGAGUCUUAUUUAAAGUAUGAUAACUUGAAAGGGUUAUAUAAUUAUACAAAAGGAAAAUGCCAAGAUGGUAACUAUGAAAAUAUGGUUAAAUAUGGUUACAUUUAUUCAUGUUAUAAAUUGAAGAAGGAAAAGAGAAAAAACAUACUUUUAAUGUUGAUAGAUGAGGAGUUCAUAAAAUAUAGAUGCAACAACAAUAUACACGAAAAAUAUGAGAAAAAGGAUAUACACAUUUAUAAAAAAAGUUUUUAUGAUAUAAAAAAACUUCCAGGAUAUAGUGCUGGUUAUUAUAUUAUGGGGAAAUUAUACGAAAAAGAAGCUAAAAGUGAAUGGAUAAAUAAUGAAAGAAAAAAGAAAUUAAUAGAUACAGCAUUUUGUUGUUAUUAUUUAUGUUAUAAAUCCUGUCCUUUUCUCGUAUGUGCUCUUAAAAAGUUGCUAAAACUGCACGGAAAUUUCUAUUCUAAUGUUAUGUACGUGGAAGAAGUAGAAAAGUUUUCAAAAUUGUACAACUUUGGAAUUCCUCUUUACCAACUGAAGACGUAUGGGUCCUUUAAAAGGGGAAAUAGUGAGAGAAAAAUGGAAGAAGAGGAGGAUGAAGUGGGAAAAUGGGAUGAGAAAGAAAUGAAAGGGAGAGAAGAGAGAGAAAAAAACGAAGAAGAAUGGGAAGAAGAUGGAGAUACGCAGUACUGCGAAGAGAACGAAGAUGGAUAUUGCGAUGAGGUCGUUGAUAGGUGCAGAGAAGAGUUGGUACAAGUACACAUCGAGGGAACCCAUGAUGUUCAAUAUGAUGAGAAAAGAAUACUCAAUAUAGAGAGAACAUUCGAUAUAGGUGACAUAAUUUUUGAACUAUUAGAAUUUAGAAAGGAGGAGAAUAGCAUAGUUGUACAGGAUGCAGAUUUUAUAUUAAGAUUAGUAGAAGAAGAGGAAAUGAGAAAGUUCUUUGCAGAAUGGGAAAAUUUAUUCGAAAGGGAUAUAUACGCUAUGAUAGGGGAUAAAGAAUGUGAUUUUAUUUCAGAAAAAGGAAUAUUAAAUUUAUCGACAGUAGGAAAAUUCUACCAUUACUUUUACAUAAAUGAGUUUAGAAAAUGUUUAGAGUUAAUAGAUAAGUGGGAAGAUAAGCCAAUUUUUAGCUUAUGCACGUUAUAUCUUAAAGGUUUAUGCAACUUUUUACUUAGGAAUUAUGAAAAGGCAAUUUUUUUUUUUGAAAGAAUUCAUGAUAUUGAAUUUUUUUAUACGAAACAUUUACCAUUUUUGUCAACUUGCUAUUGGCAUGAAAAAGAGAUUGACAAAAUAGAACACAUUUUAUUAAGUUAUGAGAAGAAAGAAAUAAAUGAAGAUUUUUUAUGUCUUAUAGGAAAUUAUUUUUCUUUAAAAAAUAACAAAAAAUUAUCUGCAGACUUUUUUAGAAAAGCAAUUAAAUUAAAUAAAUUUUAUGAAUAUGCUUAUAUUCUUUAUUCUUGUGAAAUGAAAUAUUUGGGAAAAAUACGUAAAGCAGCUUUAGCGUUAUCCAAAUGUUUACAAAUAAAUGCAUGCAAUUUUAAGGCUCAUUUAUUAUUAAGCACUAUAUUAUUUGAAGAAAGAAAUUAUGAAUUGGCAAAUGUUCAUCUGAGUUUAUGUCUUAAGUUAAAUAAUAGCGAUGCACUUGUAUGUAUAUAUUGUGCAUCUAUAUACAAUCAUCAGCAAAAGUAUGAAACUGCUUUGUUAUGUUUAGAGCAUGCACAAAAAAAUGAUUAUGAAGGAGUUGAUUUAUAUAUUAUGCAAGGUGUUAUAUUUUUAAAAAUGAAAAGAAACCAAGAUGCUUUGAAUAGUUUUUUAAAAGCUCAAAAAAUCAACCCACUUUGUAGCUAUAUUAAAAUGUUAAUAGCAUUUACAUUAGUUUUAGAAAAAAAUUUCGAUAAAUCGAAAAGAAUGAUAAAAGAAUUAAUUCUCCAAAAUUCAAAUAAUAUAAACAGAAAUUUCUUGAAGGAUAUGUAUAAAUGUUGUAAUUUAAAAACAGUUCCAAAUGAGUGUAUAUUAAAUAAAAUAGAACUAUUUCUUAGGGAAGGCAGCUUUUUGGAAUACUUAAAUAUAGUAGAUAAUUCUUGUCAACUGUGA